AUGACCUUUAGUAAUAGAAUUUCACUUGAAGAAAUCCUGCCUGAUGAGUUUUAUGGAGAUCUUAAGAUUACGAAACUUUUCUCAAUAUCUGUACCUAUAACUCAUGCAUCAGAAAUUCAAUCUAUACUCUCUGGUGAUGACUUUACUAAGAAGUAUCCGCAUCUUAAACGUCUACGUAAGAUAAGUUCAUAUGAGGACUCUGAAAUUAUAAAGGGAAGCAAUAGAAGCUAUAUAGAAGUACUAUUAGGUGAUAAACCUGACCUUCCUUAUAAACUACAUUGUUAUUUAGACGAAAAUAACAUUGUAAAGAGUGUGUCCACUGCAAUAGUCCCAAUAUCUCCACCCCUCACAAAGUUACAAUACUAUCAUUGGUGUAAAGUAUGGCCUAUACUAUUUCGACAACCAAGUAGGAAACCACACAUACUAACUAGUGACGAAAUUAACAGAGCUAUAAAGUACAUUGCCCUUGCAAGGCAUCUCGGUACAGAAUCUAAGAAAUUAGGUAGUUUAGAUAGAGGAUGUGUUAUUGUCUUAAACGAUAUAGUCAUAGGAUAUGGGCUUGAUAAACGUCAUGUAUCAUAUCCAUGGGACCAUCCAGCAAUUGAUGCAAUUAGAAAUACUUCAGAUAAAUUGAAAGCAAGUAGAGAUGUCAGAUCUAUGGGGAACAAAUCCCCUGGGAGCAACCUUAGCAAUGUGAAUUCGAUAUUAACAAACUCAUAUAGAGUAUUAUUGAAUCAACAAUAUCUAUGUACAAGUGCCAUUGCAUAUCUAUCACAUGAACCAUGUGUAUCUUGCUCUAUGGCACUGUUACAUUCCAGAAUUUCCCAGGUAUUUUAUGAGUAUACCAACAAUGAAAGUGGAGGGCUUGGUAGUCGAUGCAAGCUACAUUGUAUUACAUCGCUUAAUCACCACUUUACCGUAUUUAAAGUGAGUCUUCCUAGCUAA
Molecule: messenger RNA, 945 nt
Organism: Cryptosporidium muris RN66
Lineage: Eukaryota; Apicomplexa; Conoidasida; Eucoccidiorida; Cryptosporidiidae
Product: cytidine/deoxycytidylate deaminase family protein
Exons: 1
Coding region: 1-945 (314 amino acids)
Cellular component (GO): nucleus; cytoplasm
Molecular function (GO): tRNA-specific adenosine-34 deaminase activity
Source: RefSeq, a predicted model, not a curated record